Gasterosteus aculeatus aculeatus (three-spined stickleback) is the source of this 1759-nucleotide messenger RNA. Its product is annotated as secretory phospholipase A2 receptor-like. NCBI's taxonomy places the organism in Eukaryota, Metazoa, Chordata, Actinopteri, Perciformes, Gasterosteidae. The record is from RefSeq and is a predicted model, not a curated record.
AAAAUCAGCGACGGCAGGUGGAACAUCUGUAACAAAAUGUCAACAUGCCGAUUAAACUGAAUGUAUUUUACAAGUACCAUGUACAAAGUACUUUGUGUUGUGCAGUUCUGUUGACUUUGGUUAUUAUAUUUCAGUAUUUUCAGCCCAUGCCGGUCUGCUUUUAACAGUCCAUAAAAAGAAACCAUACAACCCACAAUGCAAAGCAGUGGGAUCUUGAUCCUCCAAAAUAUGACGAAAAUUAGGAUGUAUUGCAACUAAACCAUCCUGGAUUUAAUCUCCAUUAAAAGGAACUGACUUAAAAUAAACACGCUUGGACUUGGACACGCUUGGACCCAGAAUGAAAUAAAUAAAUGACGCAGGAUUACAAAGCAAACAUUGUUUAUGCUUGUAUCGUUACAGCAUGAUGUUUUUUAGUCAAAGUUGUCUAUUGCAUUGCAAAUUCGGGUCAGAGCGGCACUAAAGCCUGAAUGUGGAAAAGGCAAAUGGGAUAUUUUAAACAGGCGCUUUGCAUCAUGUUUCAGUGAAGUCAACACAGUGAUGGUGGUGAACCGAGUGGCGUGAACGGUAGAGGGAGGAGUCCCUAUGAGUGCAAAUAUUACUGCGACAUAUACGGAAAUGCUCUGACGUCCGCAAGUGACGGAUAAAGCAUCUAAAGCUGACUGGUAACACCUGAUCAAUGCCUUAUACAUUUAAUAGGGAAUAAUCCUACAUAAUAAAGAGUUAAUCGGGCUAAAAUGAGCAUGGCAUAAAUAUUUGCAUACAACUUCAAAUUUGAAUGCUUCAUUUUGUGUGUGAGCACUCAAGGCUUUCUGGUAAAUUUACAUAACAGCAUUACAUGCUCUGUGAUUGGUUGCUUUCUGCUCCUUCAGGUGUAGUAAAAACCCUUGACGGGCGGAGAGGAUCUCACAGAAGGGAAACCUUAACCACAACUCACUAUGCAGAAGAGGGCUCUCGGGGGUCUCGUUCUCUCGGCUCUCUUCGGGGUGGCCCUCUGUGGGUGGACCAUUUAUAUCCCAGACCCAAAGACGUGGUCAGAGGCCAGAGAAUUCUGCAGAGAGAACUACACGGAUCUGUCUUCUAUCGGCAACCAUCGGGAAGACACGAUCUUCCAGGUUCAUGUUUCCCAGGGUUCUCGGUUCUGGAUCGGCCUCCACCGAAACGACCGCGGUGAGUGGGAGUGGUCGGGAGGGGAGGACGCGUCCUUCUUUAACUGGGCACAAGGGGAAGAGGGACAAGACCACGGAUGCGUGGCCCACAGUGAUGCAGGCUGGCGCAACGACGACUGCAGCAAGAGGCGCCCCUUCUCCUGUUUCCACAACGGCCUGGUUUUGGUGAAGGAAAACAAGACGUGGGAGGAGGCCAUGGAACGGUGCCGCCAACAGCACAGAGACCUGGUCAGCGUGACCUCGGAGUCCGUCCUGCUCGAGACCCUGAGGACCAGCAGGUGGGCCCAGGCGGCGCGCGUGUGGACCGGCCUGCGCUUCCUGGCCGGCGGUUGGCUGUGGGUGAGCGGGGAGACGGUGAGCUACCAGGCCUGGAGCCCCGGGGAGACGCCGCAGUGCCCCGCUUGGAUCCGGCGCUGCGGGGCCCUCUCGCUGGAGGGACGCCGCUGGGAAAGCUGGGACUGUGCGGACACACUCAAUUUUGUUUGCAACAUCGAGUAGUUGAGUUUGUGCUGAUGAUGUUUAAUGCGUAAUUCACUGGAAAUAUUUACCAUUUGUUUGAAAGAAAAGCAAUAAAAAAACAGUAGUAAAAUGUU